AUGAAUCAUGAGGUGUUGGCUUCACAAUACAGUAGUGGAUGCGAGUCUGGUUGGACUCUGUACUUGGAGCACUCUUUCCUUUAUCAACAACCUUCACAUAGAGCCAAUGGAAAAGAUCAUCUUGUCAUUGAAGAAAAAAGACCAAAAUAUAAGGAUGAAGAAGAGGACUUGUCCAUGGUCUCUGAUGCUUCUUCGGGUCCCCCACAUCACCAUGACGAUGAAGAUGAUGUCAAUGAUGAUAAGAGGUGCUUUUACCAUCCACCCAUUGAUGCCACAUUGCCUAAGAACAUUGCCAGAAAGAAGAAAAAAAAGGAAAGUCGACGUCGAAAGUUUCAAGAACAGCAGUCUUUCCUUGAUGAUACUGCUAGUUCUACUCUCUUCAACUUCUCCAAGACAAACCAGGCUUCAAUGGAGAGUCUAGAUUUUUCACAGGGCUAUUCUACAACUCACUUUGAGGGAAGAUCUGCAUUUCAAGGGCAUGUUGGGUUCUUCCAGUCUUCUCUGUCUGGAAACCAACUGCAGCAAAACCACAGCUGGUUUCAGAGGAGGUGGGGAUGAGAUGAAGUGAUAUCCAUCACAACUGCUGCUGUUGUUGAAGUUGUUUAGAAAGAGCUGGUAGGAGAGUUUCCAAAGCUUCUGGAUCUCAAAGUGGGUCUUGUUUUCUUUUUUUCCUGUCAAUGCAGUGGGAAACAACCAGAGAGCAAAAAGUGGGAAAUAAAUUCCCUGUUUCUCAGAAUUAAAUCUUCUUGUCAAUGAAUAGUAGUCACUUUUGAGCUCUGAG
Molecule: messenger RNA, 781 nt
Organism: Ilex paraguariensis (yerba mate)
Lineage: Eukaryota; Viridiplantae; Streptophyta; Magnoliopsida; Aquifoliales; Aquifoliaceae
Source: the annotation of a GenBank genome assembly